AUGAAUCAUGGCCAUGGCCACCUUGCAGAUAUCAAGGGGAACCUACCAAAUGAAUCCACCACCGCGUCCUUUUUCUCGACACCAAGCCAGGGAAAAUCAUCAACCGCGCCGUCGACCAAUCUAAACUCCAUGUCCUCGGCUCCUACCCCAGCAGAUUCGAGAACAAAGGAUAUUAUGUCGGAAUUUGCCAACUAUCGCCCCCGUUCCUCGAUCCCAGUCCGUCUUCCGGCGCCAGUGUACGCCCAACAAUGUGUGGCUGCCGCCUACGCAUCUAGACUGAACCCAUAUGCACUCCAUCAAAAAGAACAAGAGGCGUUGCAGGACCACCUGUGUCACCUUCAUGUUACAGUUUAUCUUAACAUACGAAACGGAAUACUUCGUCUCUGGACUAGAAAUCCAAUGGUAAGUGUGACCAAAGAGGAGGCCCUGGGAUGCGCCAAGGAUUACCGUUGGAUGAAUCUUGCUUCUUUCGCGUAUGAAUGGCUGGUGCGAAAUGGAUAUAUUAACUUCGGAUGCGUCGAGAUCCCUGUGCCCUUGCUCCCUCCCAAGAAAGGCCGGCGGAAGGAGGGCCCUAUAAUUGUUGUUAUUGGGGCGGGCAUGGCAGGCUUGGGCUGUGCGCGGCAGCUAGAAGGAUUUUUCAACCACUAUCGUGACACAUCGACAACACCCCGUGUCGUUGUAUUAGAAGGGAGACGCAGACUUGGCGGACGCAUCUACUCACAUCCACUACCAGGCCUUCAGUCGUCCACAUUACCUCCGGGGCUAGUUCCCAAGGCUGAAAUGGGCGCCCAAAUCGUUGUCGGGUUCGACCAUGGCAACCCCUUAGAUCAAAUUAUUCGAGGCCAGCUGGCGCUCUCAUACCAUUUACUACGCGACAUAUCUACCAUAUAUGAUAUAGAUGGGUCUCCGGUGGAUGAAGUCCGGGAUGCCAUGGACGAGAGGCUCUAUAACGAUGUACUCGACCGCUCGGGGUUCUAUCGACACAAGUCACUUCUCGUCCCCACUGCGGAAGGAGAUCGGGAUCUGGUCAACACCGGGCGCGACACGUCGAUAAGUGACGGCGUGACAGUGAGGCGAUAUGAAGAGGCCAGAGCGGCUGGCACCGUUGGGUUGUUGCUUCCUGCUAAACGUCUCCGUCGGGGUGUCGGCCACAAGACGGCGGAGAUUAAACCCACCGGAGCUCCCGUACCGGACCUGGACCCUGCUGAAGAACCUCCCGCGGCCUUUGCAUGCCAAACGAUGGGUUGGAAACUAAAUGAAGGGAUUUCGCCCAAAGAUAAUAUCGACUUGGAUGCCGUCGCUAAGGCAUCUCAAUUUCAAACCUUGGGGAAUGUGAUGGAUGAAGGGGUCCAUCAGUACCAGCGUAUGCUGCCUUUGACGCCGAAGGAUAUGCGACUGAUUAACUGGCACUUGGCGAAUCUGGAAUACGCCAACGCAACAAACAUUAGCAGACUAAGCCUGUCCGGAUGGGACCAGGACAUGGGUAACGAGUUUGAGGGUGAGCACUCACAAGUAAUUGGUGGGUUUCAGCAAGUGCCUUAUGGAUUGUGGUCGUCCCCAACGAAACUCGACGUGCGAACCAACAAAAUCGUGACAAGCAUCACAUAUAGCAGCUCUGCUGGAUCAGCGAAACAGAAGGCAAUAGUCCACUGCGACGAUGGGGACUCGAUUACCGCAGAUACGGUAGUUUAUACAGGUUCUCUGGGUACCUUAAAGCACCGAACCGUGCAAUUCUCACCCCCUCUUCCGGAGUGGAAAUUAGGCGCGAUUGAUCGCCUUGGUUUCGGAGUCAUGAAUAAAGUGAUUCUAGCAUUCGACCAGCCCUUCUGGGAUACGGAGAGGGAUAUGUUUGGUCUUCUUCGUGAGCCCAAGAACCGUGAAAGCAUGGUGCAAGAAGACUACGCCGCCAAUCGGGGUCGAUUCUACCUGUUCUGGAACUGCAUGAAGACGACCGGUCUCCCCGUUCUGAUCGCGCUCAUGGCUGGGGAUGCAGCCCACCAAGCAGAAUGCACGCCCGACGCCGAGAUUAUCACCGAAGUCAUGAGCCAGCUCCGCAAUGUCUUCAAAAAUGUGGCUGUCCCCGAUCCGUUGGAGACUAUCAUUACCCGCUGGGGCACAGACAAAUUCACCAAAGGAAGCUACUCCUAUGUAGCUGCCCAAGCCUUACCCGGAGACUACGAUCUAAUGGCCAAGUCCAUCGGCAACCUACACUUCGCCGGAGAAGCCACCUGUGGCACCCAUCCUGCCACCGUACAUGGCGCAUAUCUAUCAGGACUCCGAGCCGCAUCACAGAUCAUCAACUCCAUCCUGGGACCUAUCCAGAUCCCCGAACCCCUCGUCCCAGACAAGGGCAAGACAGUUCCACUAGGCACGGGGGUUCUUGCACAAACACAGCCCCAUCAUAUUCCCCUUGACAAUAACUCUUCAUCCCUCGAAGCCCACGACUACUACUACUACUACUACCACCCUAACCACCAACAAUCCAAACCUCAAAAGCCUCCAGCAACCACCCGGGCCGCCUACGAACAAGCCAUGCUCGACGCAGUCUAUGCCGAAACGGGGCCUCCAAUCCCGCGGCCCACGCGAUCUGGCCUCAACCCCUUCCUCCUCUAUCAAAAAGACUUCUGGCCCAAAGCACGCUCCCAGUGCGACACGGCGCACCAAACCACCACCAAAGACCCCACUGCCAAGGCACCCCGCGACGCCGUCCGCCAGGCCCUCGGUCUGAUGUGGCGACAGGCCAGCGAGGAAGAAAAAAGGCCCUACCUCGAGCAAGCCGCCUUGAACCGGCAAGCAAAUGCGGAGAUCUCGGCCCGGUGGCGCCUGGAUUCGGCCCAGUGGGCGAAACAGUCUUCGAGUGCGAAAAAGAGAUGGAGAGAAGCCAACCCGUUUGAGUCUUGGCUCGGUGCUCCUGCUCCUGCGGUUGUUGAGCCUCCUACUGGCGAGGAGCCGCCGUUGAAGAAACUGAAUCCAUCCCCUUCUCUUCCUGUUUCUGCUCCUCUUUCUUCCCAGGGGAACGGGUCGUAG
Aspergillus ochraceoroseus IBT 24754 is the source of this 3027-nucleotide messenger RNA. RefSeq names its product putative lysine-specific histone demethylase Aof2 (gene aof2). The coding region runs from base 1 to 3027 and encodes 1008 amino acids. The record is from RefSeq and is a predicted model, not a curated record. The transcript has a single exon. Gene Ontology annotation, molecular function: oxidoreductase activity; protein binding. Lineage: Eukaryota; Fungi; Ascomycota; Eurotiomycetes; Eurotiales; Aspergillaceae.